AUGGACUCGCGACAACGGUAUCUCGAGGAGCAAUUGCAAAGGAGAGAAUCGGAAGCCGUGGAAUUGCGUCGAAACCUUCGCGAACUAGGGACGAAGUUUUUCCAGCUCGAGCGAGCUUUCGAAAUCAACUUGCAGUCACAGAGUCGCCGGGAAGUUGAGUUUAAUCGCAUGAAACUCGAAAGCGAGGAACUUAGACAACUCCAUGAAGAGGCAAUGCGAACCAGAACACAGCUAAAUUCGAAAUUAAUGAAUGCAAUAACUGAGAGGGAUCAUUGGAAAGAAGCCUUCCUUCAACAAAGAGAAGUUAUUAAAAGGAACAAAGAGGAUUGCGACAAUGCAGUGAUAUUAGUCAAACAAGAAUGUGAGGAGAUCUUAAAGAUGACUCGAGGAAAGACGGAGAAACAAUUUGAGGACAUAUUGGAGCUAUACAAUGAAGCUAAAGGGCAGGUACAUCGAUUACAGGAACAGAUAGAAACGUAUCAAGGUGCUGAACGAAAGUACGAAAACCGAACGUUCGAGCUGGCGAACCUACUUGAAACUUUAAAACGUUUCGACGUCGACGUCGGCUCUGUCUGUCAGCUAGUGGCGGAAGCUUUGAAGAACUUGACCGAACGGAAAAACUUAUUCGAGGAGAGCAUGAAGAAUCUCAGGCAUCUUGCAUGGACCGUAAAAGACAGAAAGGAUGAACCACAACUGGUUUUAUUAAGGGAACAGAAUUCCGUUUUGAGGGAAGUAGUAAAGAAUCUAAAAAGAAAGUUACAGACAUUCGGGCAAAAGAAGGACGAAAUGCCUGAGAGAGAAAGCGAAGGACGACUGGCACAAACACUUCGCAGUAUAGAAAAACGUACGGCGACUAUAGACAAUAAUUUACCCAAGGUGAUACUUGAAAGAAACAUCGUCCCACUGGUAAACAAUUUAGUAAAUUCGUCGUGUUGUGAAACUACCACCGAUCAGAGCACGAACAAAUGUGAAAAGACACGCGAGAACGACGUAGAACAAGCACGAUCUAUACCUGGCGAGAACAAGAACGAUAAUCGAUUUAAACGGAUCAAUAUGGAGGACAGAGUAAUCGAUAAACGCGGGAGAGUGCUGUAUAUCGAAUCACACUUCAGUGGUGCAGUGUAUGAGGAAUACCUGAUUGAAAUGUCCGUAAAUCGCGAGAUAAAGAUUAAAUAUCCAGUGUCGUUGGACAAAAGCGAGAAAAUGAUUAACGUGGAAUUCGUCGAUAGUGAAACUGAGUAUGAAAAAUCGCCGGUCGAUAGAAUGUUGAUUUUGUUUAAAAACGUGUACGCGGUCGUGAAUGUGAAACAAACCGGAGUCCCGUGCAGCACGCAGACAACGAGAAUUAAAACCAACAACAAUUUCGCGCAAACUGCAUUGACCGGAAUGAAAUCGUUUUCCCGUCUAAAUGUCGGCGCUACGGUGAGUGAAAAUAUUUUUAAAUUGUUAUUUCUCGUACCAUGGAUUUCAAACUCCAGAGCUUUUAUUAAAAAUAUUGCACAUCCGUUGUUUAUAAAAAGUGACAAAAACCGAGCGAAUUCAUUUUCGUAUAUUUUAUUAGUUGCUUUAAAGUUCAACGCAUUAAAUCAGGCUCAGACCAUGAUCAGUAGAAACUCGUGUUUACUUAGCGAUGGCGAGAUAGUAAAUUGUAUCAAAGUGUUGUCUCAGUAA
Ceratina calcarata is the source of this 1671-nucleotide messenger RNA. RefSeq lists its product as uncharacterized. NCBI's taxonomy places the organism in Eukaryota, Metazoa, Arthropoda, Insecta, Hymenoptera, Apidae. Bases 1 to 1671 code for a protein of 556 amino acids. The record is from RefSeq and is a predicted model, not a curated record. The transcript has 7 exons.